Molecule: messenger RNA, 3085 nt
Organism: Melospiza melodia melodia
Lineage: Eukaryota; Metazoa; Chordata; Aves; Passeriformes; Passerellidae
Gene: SCARA5
Product: scavenger receptor class A member 5
Exons: 9
Coding region: 116-1606 (496 amino acids)
Biological process (GO): iron ion transmembrane transport
Cellular component (GO): dendrite; plasma membrane; terminal bouton
Molecular function (GO): ferritin receptor activity
Source: RefSeq, a predicted model, not a curated record
GGCGGCUACUCGCCCUCCUCGGCCCCCGGUAGCGGCCAGCGCCGGCGGGACACAGCCCGGGGACUGAGGGAAAUCCCGGGAAGAGGCCACGGGAAGCUCGGGAAAUCCCAAAGGGAUGGAGAACAAGGCCGUGGAUCUCCACACCUUCUCCGAGAGGGAGAACGGAUCCGUCCUGGAGGAGCCCUUCGAGGGACGGAGCCUUUCCAAGCUGAACCUCUGCGAGCACGAUCCCGGCCGCAGGACGAGGCCCUGGGGGUGCCGUGGCCGUGUGGGCUCCGUGGCGGCGCUGAAAUACUCCGUGGUGGGACUUUACCUGCUGGUGCUCCUCAUCCUGGUGGGAAUCUUCAUCCUGGCAGUGUCCCGGCCCCAGGUGUCCCCCGAGGAGCUGAAGGCGCUGAUGGGGAACGUCCAACGCCUCAACGAGACCUUCCGGGACCUUCAGCUGCAGCUGCUGCCGCGCCCCCCGCCCCAGGGCGACCUCCUGGAGCACGUCUGGAGGCUGCAGGACCUCCUGCAGAACCACUCGGACUCGCUGCUGCUGCUCUCGGGCUCACUGCAGAGGCUGCAGGUGCUGCUGCGGGCGCUGCAGAGCCAGGCCGGACAGACGGACAGCUCGCUGCAGAGGCUGCGGGACUCGCUGGGCCAGCAGAGCGACGCGGCGCAGCUGGAGCUGUCGCGGCUCUCGGUGGAGGCCAACAGCAGCCGGCUGCUCCUGGAGCACCACCAGCACCUCCUGGGACACCUGGGCGGGCGGCUGGAGGCGCUGGGCGAGCAGGCGGCGGCGCUGGGCGCGGCGGUGGAGUCCAUGAACCGCAGCUUCUCCUACGAGCUGCGCCUGCAGCGCUCCCGGCUCCGGGACCUGCAGGGGCUCCUGGGCAACGCCAGCGCCGACGGGCGCAGGAUGAGGGCGGCGCACGGGGCCAUGGAGAGGCAGCUGAGGCUGGAGCUGGCCCUGCUCAACAACGUCACCGAGGAGCUGCGCAUGAAGGACUGGGAGCAUUCCGUGGCGCUGAGGAACAUCUCCGUCAUCCGGGGGCCGCCGGGACCCAAAGGAGACCGAGGCACGGAGGGGAUGGAGGGGGAACCCGGCCUGCCCGGCCUCCCCGGGCCCCGAGGCCUUCCCGGGGAGCGGGGACUGCCCGGCCCGCGCGGACUGAAGGGGGACCCGGGAGAGCUGGGCCCGCGCGGCCCCGCGGGAAUGCGGGGGCUCAAAGGCGAGCGCGGCCCCAAGGGGGACAAGGGGGACCGGGGGGACCGAGGAGCGGCCGCUGGCACCGUUCCCUCGGAGGGCUCGGUGCGCCUGGUGAACGGCUCCGGGGCCCACGAGGGGCGCCUGGAGAUUUUCCACGAGCGGCGCUGGGGCUCCGUGUGCGACGACGGCUGGGACGGGCGGGACGGGGACGUGGCGUGCCGCAUGCUCGGCUACCCCGGCGCCGCCGACGUCUUCCGCAUGGCGCGCUUCGGACAAGGCACGGGGAAGAUCUGGAUGGACGACGUGUCCUGCACGGGCACCGAGGAGUCCCUGGAGCUCUGCAGCUUCUCGGGGUGGGGCCGCACCAACUGCGGCCACGCCGAGGACGCCGGAGUGCGCUGCCGGACAGACUGACAGCGACCGGACAGACUGACACCAACCGGACAGACUGACACCAGCCAGACAGACUGACACCAACCAACCGGACAGACUGACAGCGACUGGACAGACUGACACUGACCGGACAGACUGACACCAGCCAGACAGACUGACACCGACCGGACAGACUGACACCGACCAACUGGACAGACUGACACCGACCAACCGGACAGACUGACACCAGCUGGACAGACUGACAGCAACCGGACAGACUGACACCGGCCGGACAGACUGACAGCGACCAGACAGACUGACACCAACCAACCGGACAGACUGACACCAACAGGACAGACUGACACCAGCAGGACAGACUGACACCAACCGGACAGACUGACACCGACCGGACAGACUGACACACCGGACAGACUGACACUGAACAGACAGACUGACACAAGCUGGACAGACUGACACCAACUGCACAGACUGACACCGACCGGACAGACUGACACCAAAUCCACCCCAUCCCAUAGGGACUGACCCCAAAACCCACCCCAAAAGGGAAUGACCCCAAAUCCAUCCCAAAGGGAAACCCCAAAGACGUCCCAAGGGAAUGACCCCAAAUCUGUCCCAUAAGGGAAUGACCCCAAAUCCAUCCCAAAGGGCCAGGGAAUGACCCCAAACUCGCCCCAAAAGGAGAAACCCCAAACCUAUCCUGAAGGGAAAAUCCCAAACCCGCCCCAAGGGACUGACCCCAAAUCCAUCCCAUAACGGAAUGACCCCAAACCCGCCCCAAAAGGGACUGACCCCAAAUCCAUCCCAUAACGGAAUGACCCCAAACCCACCCCAAAAGGGAAUGACCCCAAAAUCCAUCCCAAAAGGGUCUGACCCCAAACCCACCACAAGGGACUGUUCUAUAACCCACCCCAAAGGGCCUGACCCCAAAUCCAUCCCAAAAGGGCCAGGAACUGACCCCAAAUCCAUCCCCUAAUGGACUGACCCCAAACCUGCCCCGAAGGACUGACCCCAAACCUGCCCCAAACGGGAAAUCCCAAACACAACCCAGAGGGGCUGACCCCAAACCCACCCCAGAGGAGCUCACCCCAAGGGACUGACCCUAAAUCCAUCCCAAAAGGGCCAGGAACUGACCCCAAAUCCACCCCCUAAUGGACUGACCCCAAACCUGCCCCAAACAGGAAAUCCCAAAUCCAUCCCGGAGGGGAAAUCCCAAACACAUCCCAAAAAGAGAAAAUCCCAAAUCCAUACCAAAGAGACUGGGCAGAAAUCCCAAAUCCAUCCCAAAAGAGAAAAUCCCAAAUCCACACCAAAGAGACUGGGGAGAAAUCCCAAACCCAUCCCAAAGGGGAAAACCCCAAAUCCAUCCCGAAGGGGCCAGGGGUGAUCCCAAAAAGGACGACCCCAAAUCCAUCCCAAAUCCGCAUCCCAGCCCGGAUCCCAGGAACGGGAUCGUUCCCAGAGAAAUAAAGGAUUUGGUUUUCUCCCGGUGGGGUUAUGGGA